This is a messenger RNA of Hymenoscyphus albidus, 2467 nucleotides long. The record is from the annotation of a GenBank genome assembly. Lineage: Eukaryota; Fungi; Ascomycota; Leotiomycetes; Helotiales; Helotiaceae.
AAGCGAUUUAAUCGUGAAAAACAGUAGAAUUUCUCGUAGAAUAUAUCACAAUAUCAUUCAGGCAAUUCCAGGCUAUUCCUGACGCUUCGUGAAUGGUCCUCGGCGCCUGCGUGCGGCUUCGGCAAGGUUCUGCCGGGCGACAGAAGGUUCCAGCAUCUUCGCUUCUUUUUUAUUCCAGCUCGUUCCACACAUUUCCACUGCACCACACCCGCAGCUAUUAAAAUCUUCAGCCUGCGUUCCUCUUCUUCCACUUUCAAGACAAAACACAAACACAAACCACCACACUUCUCCAUCGAUAACUCGCAAGAGACUCUAUUCAAUCCAUUCAAGAAGUUCGACGCAUACACCCAAUACUAUCAUCAACACCCUCAACACACAUCCACAUCGCCCAUCAUGGCCCCAGCCAUUGGUGAGUUCUCCCCGCCUCAUCCCCCCACCACCACCACCUUCACCAACGAUACUAAUACAUCCGCCAUAGGUAUCGAUCUCGGAACCACCUACUCCUGUGUGGGUAUCUACCGUGAUGAUCGAAUUGAGAUUAUUGCCAACGACCAGGGAAACCGAACCACCCCUUCCUUCGUCGCCUUCACAGAUACGGAACGUCUGAUCGGAGAUGCCGCAAAGAACCAAGUCGCCAUGAACCCAGCCAACACAGUCUUCGACGCAAAGCGUUUGAUCGGACGAAAGUUUGCAGACCAGGAAGUCCAGGCUGAUAUGAAGCACUUUCCUUUCACCGUCCUCGAUCGAGGUGGAAAGCCAGUCGUCGAGAUUGAGUUCAAGGGCGAGAAGAAGCAAUUCACACCAGAGGAAAUCUCUUCCAUGAUCUUGGUCAAGAUGAGAGAGACUGCUGAGGCUUACCUUGGUGGAACCGUCAACAACGCCGUCGUCACAGUCCCAGCCUACUUUACCGAUUCACAACGUCAAGCUACCAAGGAUGCUGGUUUAAUCGCUGGUCUCAACGUUCUUCGUAUCAUCAACGAGCCUACCGCUGCUGCCAUUGCUUAUGGUCUCGACAAGAAGGUUGAGGGUGAGCGAAAUGUUCUCAUCUUUGAUCUUGGUGGAGGAACUUUCGAUGUUUCACUCUUGACCAUUGAGGAGGGUAUCUUUGAAGUCAAGUCGACCGCUGGUGACACUCACUUGGGUGGUGAGGACUUUGACAACAGACUCGUUAACCACUUUGUUUCUGAAUUCAAACGAAAGCAUAAAAAGAAAGUUUAAAACGCCCCUUUUGUUCCAUGACUAUUACUAACUGUUAAAUAGGGAUCUUUCCUCCAACGCUCGUGCUCUUCGUCGUCUCCGCACCGCAUGCGAGCGAGCUAAGCGAACUCUCUCCUCUUCCGCACAAACCUCCAUUGAAAUCGACUCUCUCUUCGAGGGUAUUGACUUCUACACCUCCAUCACUCGUGCUAGAUUCGAGGAGCUCUGCCAGGACCUCUUCCGAUCUACCACUACCCCAGUCGACCGUGUCCUCGCAGAUGCCAAGAUUGACAAAUCCAAGGUUCACGAAAUCGUCCUUGUCGGAGGUUCUACCCGUAUCCCAAGAAUCCAAAAGCUCAUCACCGAUUACUUCAACGGAAAGGAGCCAAACAAGUCCAUCAACCCUGAUGAGGCUGUUGCGUACGGUGCUGCUGUCCAGGCUGCCAUUCUCUCUGGUGACACUUCUUCCAAGUCCACCAACGAGAUUCUCCUCCUCGAUGUCGCGCCAUUGUCCCUUGGUAUUGAGACUGCCGGUGGUCAAAUGACCAAGCUCAUCCCAAGAAACACCACCAUUCCAACCAAGAAGUCCGAGGUCUUUUCUACCUUCUCCGACAACCAACCUGGUGUGCUUAUCCAAGUUUUCGAGGGUGAGCGUCAACGCACCAAGGACAACAACCUUUUGGGUAAAUUCGAGCUCACUGGUAUCCCACCUGCACCACGUGGUGUCCCACAAAUCGAGGUCACCUUUGAUGUUGACGCCAACGGAAUCAUGAACGUCUCUGCUCUCGAGAAGGGAACCGGUAAAUCCAACAAGAUUGUCAUCACCAACGACAAGGGACGUUUGUCCAAGGAGGAUAUCGAGCGUAUGUUGGCUGAGGCCGAGAAGUACAAGGCUGAGGAUGAGGCCGAGGCUGCUCGUAUCAGCGCAAAGAACGGACUCGAGUCAUAUGCAUACUCCCUCAAGAACACUCUCUCCGACUCCAAGGUUGACGAGAAGCUUGAUGCUGCUGACAAGGAGAAGCUCAAGGCUGAGAUUGACAAGACUGUUGCCUGGUUGGAUGAGUCUCAACAAGGUACCAAGGAGGAGUACGAGGAGCACCAAAAGGAACUUGAGGCCGUUGCCAACCCAAUCAUGAUGAAGUUCUACGGUGCAGAAGGUGGAGCUCCAGGAGGUAUGCCAGGUGGAGCUGGUGGACCCGGUGGCUUCCCAGGUGCUGGAGGAGCUGGUGCCACUCACGAUGAUGGUCCAACUGUUGAGGAGGUCGACUAA